Salvia miltiorrhiza (redroot sage) is the source of this 1343-nucleotide messenger RNA. Its product is annotated as F-box protein CPR1-like. The transcript is spliced from 2 exons. The coding region runs from base 137 to 1123 and encodes 328 amino acids. Gene Ontology annotation, molecular function: protein binding. NCBI's taxonomy places the organism in Eukaryota, Viridiplantae, Streptophyta, Magnoliopsida, Lamiales, Lamiaceae. The record is from RefSeq and is a predicted model, not a curated record.
CGCAUUAUUGUAGGCGAUGCUGUCAUGUGGCUAUUGAAGCUUGCCGUUGCCGUUGUAUUUGUUAACGUAGGCCAUUGCUUCUAUCAAUAUUUCAUAUUGAUUUCUUCUGAAACCGCAUGUGAUAAAAUCUACCAAAAUGAAUCCAGAUUUAUUCAAAAAUCUACCACCAGAAAUCAUCACCGAGAUCUUCUUAAGACUACCUGUUGUAAGCAUUCCAAUAAGCAAAUGUGUUUGCAAGCGAUGGCUCCAUCUGCUGGAGUUUGAUGCAUUUGCCAAGUCUCAUUUUGCCAGAUCCGCCCCCGCCCUCGUUGUUUUGGGGUUUUCAGGUGGGUUGAAUGUUUUGGAAUUCGAAGGCGAGCUCGAUCUCCAUCUCCAUCUCCAUCCACUCACCAACUAUGAUUUCCCUUACGGCCCAGCAAAUAUAUACAGUUAUAAUAAUGGUUUGCUUGUUCUAAGGCUGCCUCUUGAUGUGCUUUGUGUGUGUAAUCCGAUCACUCGUGAAGUCAUUAAGCUGGAUCUGCGUAUUUCAGACCUAUCUGCUCAUGGAUUUGGGGCAAGCAAAAUCAGUGGCCGAUACAAGGCGGUCUGUUUUCACUCUAAGCACUGUGAUGAUAAACCGGAUUGCUAUGUAUACACUCUUGGAACAGGAUCACGGAGACGCCUUGAAGAAUGUUUUAGCUUCUUUAAAGCUCCUCCUUAUCAUGCUCGAAGAUUUCCCUUCACAAAAGGAACGUCCAUUUCUGCUUUGAACGGUUGCCUAUGGUUUUGCAAGGUAGCAUCCGAAUACGGAUAUGAAAAUGAUGGUGGGCGAUGCGAGCUUACUAUAUGGAUUAUGAAGGAAUAUGGAGUGGACGAAUCUUGGAGCAUGGAAUAUGUGAUCCGACUUGAUGGUAGCAUGAGGUGGGUUGAUCCCAUCAAAGUUUUCGAAAAUGGCGACCUAUUCAUGCGAGCUUACUCUCCAAGGCGCCAUUUCUACUACUCUAACAAGACUAAAACUAUGCAAAGGGUUGAUUUGUUUGGUGCAGAGAGGGCCUCUGACUGGGUCGAGUGUGGGCUUUUCACUCGCACCUUUGUUUCACUCAAAACUUUAGGUUUAGGUGUGGAGAAUGUAAUCUCAUUCUGAUUGUUUGCUUCAUUCUCAUAAUGCUACCAUCAGCUAAAUGUAUGUUUGAAGAUUGAGUUAGUAAUUAAGCAUAUCAUUUAGAUCAAGGAAACUAUCCUAUAUAUAUUAUAGUUCCUUUUGGUACAUUUCUUAGUGGCAAUGAUGCUGCUCCUGCUUGUAUAGUUUGAGGGAUUACCUAUGUUUUUUGUGAUCAAUGAAUCAUUGAGAUUGUUGUUUGUUA